Messenger RNA from Paramecium tetraurelia, 2754 nucleotides. RefSeq lists its product as uncharacterized. The transcript has 2 exons. NCBI's taxonomy places the organism in Eukaryota, Ciliophora, Oligohymenophorea, Peniculida, Parameciidae. The record is from RefSeq and is a predicted model, not a curated record.
AUGUAACAAGGUAUUUACAUUUCUGAUCCUGCCGAAUACUUAUAGAAAAUGAAAGAGCACAAAAAGAUUUUACUAGUAAAAUAGGAUAUUUUUGGCUUCCAACUUUAUGAUAUUUCAUUACAUAAGAAAGGUCCAAUGGAGGACAAGCUAUACCUCAAAAAUCCUUUCUUCCUAGCGAAUGUUAGAAGAGGCAAUUCAAUUUUAGUACAUGAAGAUUCUAUCCGCAUCUGCAGAAGAGGAAUGCGAAAGUUCUACGAUCUUGAAAGGAAGUACAUUGAUUAUGAAUUGGAAUAAUAAAAUGUUAAAUUGUCGAGGUAUCAUGAGAAAGCAUGUUUUAAUAUUUUGCAUCCCAUCAAACAAGCCAUUCAAGAAGGGAAAAAGAUUCAUUUGUACAAAUUAUUCAAAGAAAAUGGUGAACACUGUCAAAUUAGUUUUACAAAUGGAUAUUGGUUGGUGGCUAGUAAAAACUGCACAAUUCUCUUUCAAACAAUGGAUGAUCUAAAUUUAUAUAAUGAUUUAAGACAUACGUGGGCUAAAUUGAUUGCAAAAUAGUGGUUGGAAAUUAUUAAAGAAUAAAAUUUUGAUGAUUUAAAAUCCUUUCUUACUGAAAAUACUCUGAUAGGAGAGUAUUGUGGUAAUCCUGAUUAUCAGCACAUAACAAAGUACUCACACCUUCAACUCAUCUUUUAUGCCAUUGUUAAUAACAAUUCCCCAGAUAUUUGUUUACCAGUCGAGCAAACUAAGUAAAUUUGUGAAUAAUUUCAUUUGCAAUUCGUAAAAAAUUCAUCAAUCAAAAACUUUGAUAAUUAUGAAGCUGUCCUUAAACAAUUAGCAAUAUGGUCGAAACUCAUAGGAGAAGGGCCUAUGGAAUUAGAAGGAGAAGGAUCAGUUACUUAUAUUGUGGCUGAGGAUUAAAUCGGAAAUCACUAAACUAUAAGUCUUUGUAAAUUAAAGUCAAUGGAAUAUUUAAUAUAUAGAAAAUUAAGAGAAAUGUUGAAAGUAUUGAUCUAAAAGAUAACAUUGAAUGAGCAUUAUCAAUUAUCAGUCUAAUUAGGGAAAUUCCUGAAUGAAUUGCAAAUCAUCAUCAAACAAUAUGCACCACCAUAACCUAUAAGGUACUAUCUUCAUAUUUCAAAAUUGGCUUUUGAAGAAGUUUAUAACAAUAAAAUUCCCUUUGAAAAGAUAAGAUAUAAAUUUGUAGAUUUUCUAGAGUAAAUUCAAAAUAUGCAAGAGGACAAAAUGAGUGAAAUAGAUGAGUUAGGUGAGGUCAAAUAGAAGAACUUUUAACGUCAUGUAAGAGUGAUUCUAUUAACAUUGCCAAUGCUGUUUGAAGACAAAGUGUUGCAAAGUUUAAAAGAUAAUCUUAAUAUACAAUGUGUUGAAUGCUAAUAUAUGUGUAGAAAUCAAAAGGUAUUCGCAUAAAGAGCGAUCUCAAUUUUACAUAUGAUACCUAAAUUACCAUACAAUAUUAAUAAUGAAUAACAACUAAAUGAUUACUUAGUUAAUUCAACAUUAUAAAAUUAAGAACCCUCUAACAUCAUCUUUGUUUUCUUGGGUAUGAAUUAAGAAGCAUUCAAGAUAUCAUUACAGAAUUUAUAAUCUAAAAUAUUUUAAGACUCCAAUCCAAUUAUAAGUUCCUUUGGUGUUCAAUUUACAACUGCAAAACCAAAAGUAUAAUAGUUGAGUUUGGAGAGAUGGCUAGAAAAAGGCUAAGUAUAUUUGAAAGAGUGCUAGAAGAAUUUUCCAAAUAGAACCUUUGUUUUGGAAGAAUUUGACUUACAAAAGUUGGAGGCUAUAAUCAAAUAAUUUGAAUGUGCAGAAUAGCCAUAAAUAGAAGAUUAAGACGAUCUAGACUUAGAAGAAUCUGAUGAGGAUGUUAAGCCUUAAAAAAAAAUAGUAAUCAUCUAUCCAUUAAUGAUACCUGGUUCUGGCAAAUCUACCUUGGUUGACUAUUUAAAAUAGAAUUAUAAGGAUUAUCCUUUUUAUGACAUUUGUGCUGAUGAAGUCACACUUCAAUUAAUAAAAGAUAAGUUGGGAGACAACACAGAUUCAUUGGCAAUCUAAUUCCAAAAGGUGUUUAUGUAUAUCAAAGAUGCUUUUUUGCAAGAAUUCCAUAAAAAGAUUAAUGAAAUUAUCAAUUCCAAUAAUGAAAAGGCUGUGUUGUUCGUCGAUCGAAAUUGUGUUCCUCACACUCUAUUAUAUAUGAUCGAUCAUGUGAAAGCUAUUUAGACUGACAUUGCUCUCAAGAAAGGAGUUUCUAUCAAAAUCUACAACGUGGGAUUCACUUUUCCUGUGUAGGAGAGCAAUAUUUAAAACACACCCUUUUGUUAUGAUUAUGCAAUCACUAUCCUAAAUCGUUUAUUGGUUAGAGACGAUCAUAUUCUAUUGGGGAAUGAUGUUCUUUAUAAAACUUAAGUUUGCAUGAAAAACCUCGCACUGUACACAGGAUUCAAAGCGAAAGAUUCAUACUUUCAAAAGUUCCAUUUACAAAAGAUUAUACCAAUGAGUUAUCCACAAGAUAGAUUCAACCUUGAAAAGAAUGAUUUACAGGUCGUUUAAGAUCUUAUUGCUAAAUGCGUAUUGAAUUCCCAAUAAACAAGAGACUUGGGUCAAGGGGAAGAGUUCACAAAACUAAUUGAGUUUAUGUAUUCCAUAAAGUAGAAAUAUAAAAUCUCAGAAUGCAAUUUGCAGGAAGAAUGUAGAUAGAAUACCCAGAGAUUAUCUGUUGCAAUCAAAAAAUUAUUAUUGCCAUGA